This is a messenger RNA of Python bivittatus (Burmese python), 564 nucleotides long. The record is from RefSeq and is a predicted model, not a curated record. Lineage: Eukaryota; Metazoa; Chordata; Lepidosauria; Squamata; Pythonidae.
UUAUGAUUCAGACUGGUGAUCCUACUGGCACUGGCAUGGGAGGUGAAAGCAUCUGGGGAGGAGAAUUUGAAGAUGAGUUCCAUGCAACUUUACGACAUGAUAGGCCCUAUACUCUCAGUAUGGCAAAUGCAGGACCAAACACCAAUGGCUCCCAGUUCUUUGUAACAGUAGUACCAACGCCUUGGCUGGAUAAUAAGCACAGCGUGUUUGGAAGAGUAACAAAAGGAAUGGAAGUUGUUCAGAGAAUUUCAAACGUGAAAGUUAAUCCAAAAACCGAUAAACCCUAUGAAGAUGUUUUCUGUAAGGGAGUGCUGUUUUUUUACUCCAAGAACAUCCCAACUGAAAAAAGAAAAAGUGGAAGACAGACAAUCUAUGGAUGGGGGCUUGCUUUUCAUGACAAGGAAUUUAAGAGAAAGCAACCUGCCAAAGAUGUAAAAGAAAUCCAGCAACUCAAGGAAACCCAACUCCUACAGAGAAUUUUGGUGAAAGAUAAUGUUGAGAGAGAAAGAAGCAUGAAGGACACAUGGCAGAAGUCUAUAUAAAAUGGAGAAGGCAAAUGAAACA